Molecule: messenger RNA, 3575 nt
Organism: Sebastes umbrosus (honeycomb rockfish)
Lineage: Eukaryota; Metazoa; Chordata; Actinopteri; Perciformes; Sebastidae
Product: patatin-like phospholipase domain-containing protein 2
Exons: 6
Coding region: 1174-1947 (257 amino acids)
Source: RefSeq, a predicted model, not a curated record
AAAUGAACUUCCAUGACCUCCGCCAUUUCUGACGUCAAAAAAACACGUCACAAGUCGUGAAGCUUUCAGAAACUUUGGACUGAAUACCACAAGAGCGGGGCGUUCAUAUGGACUCUGCUCGUGGACGCGGUGAACACGACCCCCAUUUGACGGCACCAUUAAACAUACUGUAUGUGCCAACAGGAUAAAUCUGUGAUGAGCUAAUAUCGGCUGAUAAUAUUGGUAAGCCAGCUGCACCCUUCUGUGUGGAGUUUGCAUGUUCACCCUGUGGGUUUAUCUCCGGGUGCUCAGGUUUCCUCCCACAGUCCAAAGACAUGCAGGUUAGGUUAAUAGUUGACUCUAAAUGUCCCGUAGGUUGUGAAUGGUUGUCUGUCUCUAUGUGUCAGCCCUGUGAUAGUCUGGCGACCUGUCCAGGUUGUACCUCCCCUUCGCCCAACGUCAGCUGGGAUCAGCUUCCCCGAAUAGGAUAAGCGGUUACAGAUAAUGAAUGAAUGAAUAUCGGUAAGCCAGUACUAAUGACGUAAAACCAAUAUUACACUAAUGUAGGUGAAAGUGUCCAGAUCCACGUUUCCACACUGUGUUUGCACAUUGACGGAUGUCCUGUCCUCCAUUCCCUCGCUGACCUAUAUUCCGUCAGGCUGACAGCUCGUAACGCAGAUGCUACAUUUUGCACCCGGCAGCGUCUCUUGGAAAUAAGGUUAAUCCUUUCUCCGUGACAUUUUAAGCGCUUUAAAUGAUAAAAACCCUCCAUUCAGUUUCUAAUGUUCCAGAGGUUGAAUCUAAAACGGAACUGGAGCGUUUUAUUACAUAAUUAAAAUCUGUAAAAAGUGAAGUCUCUCAUAAAUACAAAGCUGUUUUUGUGUUAGAGGGAUGUGACUCUUGUUUGAGUACAGAGUGGUCUGAAAGGCGGUCGUGUCCUCAGGAUGUUUAGUCAGAGCAGUCCCAGAUACAGAUAAACACAGUGUAGUGUAGUGAAAGCAACGCAUCCUCUCCGUCAACCCAUUCUCUGUGUCUCUUUAGCGUUACGUGGACGGCGGGAUCAGCAACAACCUGCCGCAGUCGGAGCUGAAGAACACCAUCACCAUCUCUCCCUUCUCCGGCGAGUGUGACAUCUGUCCCCGCGACAACUCCACCAGCUUCCACGAGCUGCGCUUCACCAACACCAGCAUCCAGAUGAACCUGGGCAACAUGUACCGCCUCAGCAGGGCCCUGUUUCCACCAGAACCCAAGGUCCUGGCUGAGAUGUGUCAGAGCGGUUAUAAGGAUGCUCUACGCUUCCUUGAAGAAAACAACCUGCUGAUGCUGGAGCAUCCGACCUCGGGCCUCGCCCCGCCAGAGAGCCCGCCAGAGAGCCCGUCCGCCUGCUGCGGCAAGCACACGGAAACCAACAAAGAGUGGGUCCUCCGGAGGGUCCUCCGGAGGCUCCGCCUGCUGCGCAAACAGCACUGGUGGCUGGAUGAGCAGAUCGUUCUGCCCACGUCCAUCAAGAAAGUGUUCUGCGAGGCCUGCCAAGACAAACCCGGCCUGUAUGCCAAGGUGUCCGGGAUGCUGCCAGUGAGAGUGGCCUCCUACAUGCUCAUGCCGUACACGCUUCCUGUACAGUCGGCCUACUCAGUGGCCCAGAGGUUAGUGGAGUGGAUCCCAGAGGUGCCAGCGGAUAUGCGCUGGCUGUUUGGGGUGGCAGGUGACAUGUACCAACAGGCCUGGAGAGGAGCACCAGCCAUCAGAGAGCCGUGCCUGAGGAAAUGCUUGAGCGAGCCGCCUCUACCUACAGAGUGUGAUAAACCCAUGCAGGGAGACAACCCGCCUCCUCUUUCCUCCCUAGACCUCCACGGCAGCUACUGGGAGAUCCCCAAAUCUACCUCCUCCCACCAUCAUCCUCACAUCGCCCCCUCCUCUCCGCAAAAAGUUAGCUUCUACGUCGGCUCGCAGGAUGAACCUGAAUGAUUCAGGACCUGCACUUUGACAAUCAUGACCCCUCUUCCUGUGAGGAGGAGCUGGUGGAUCGACGGGGUGGUACAGAUUUGAACCAGCAAACAAAAUGUUUUCAAGGAAACGCACAUUUAAUCUCUGACUCUGAACACUCCAGGCGGCACCGACUGUAUUAUAUUUUAACGAGUGCUCUGGAGAACUCACUCAGGAUCGUGGAUGUGUCUUUUAUGACCUUUUUUUUUAUGUACAGCACUAGAAAAGUGUCUAGUUUUACAAUCUAACUACAACCCUACCUACCUGUUGGUUUAAAAUAUACUCAAUGUAGCAUUCAUUCCUCAAUCCCAGUACAGAUAAUUCAAUCAAGAGUCUCCAUCUAUCUGUCCGUUUAAUUUAAUCUAAUUUAUUUUACCCUAGGGAUGCACCGAUACCGAUACCAGUAUCGGGUCCGAUACUGUGCUCAUGUACUCGUACUCGCACAACGGCUCCGAUACAACGGCUCCAAUACAACAGCAGCGAUACCGUUAGACUCCUUGGUCCGUGUUUCAAGACGGGUUGGGUGGGUUGCCGACAUCGCCGCAGACCCCUGGCGCCUUUUACGUGGGCCGAGCCCCGCUCUGGCGUCAUGACGCGGUUGGGUGCGCACUGAAAACAGUCCGUCCAGGUCGACAGUCACACUAAGAGCAGGGGGCCCCGGCGGGGAGAGAGGGCGAAGCGAGCCCUUUGUCUACGGGCGGCGAGGUCCUGGCGGGGAGCGCUGUAAAUCUGCGGCAGCGAGCCACAUUCGCCCCGAGCCUUUCCAAGCCGACCUAGAGCCGAUUACGGCGCACCGCCUCGUAUGCGGGACUCCCCAGCCUGCCGUGUGUCGCUAACACCCUCCAGCUGGCUGUUAACGAGGGUCUUUUGGCACAGAGAAGUACUCGUAUCGGUACUCGGUAUCGGCGAGUACCCAAAUGUAAGUACUUGUACUCGGUCUGAAAAAAAGUGGUAUCGGUGCAUCCCUAUUUUACCCCCCUUCCCUCAAGAGGCUUCACCUUUUGCCAGGCCACCACUGUAAAUAAGAAUUUGUUCUUAAAUGACUUGCCUGGUUAAAUAAAGGUUAAAUAAAAUAAAAUAAAAGCUUAGAUUAGUGGCUAUAGCUACAGCUGGAGCCCGGCGCUGCUGAUUACAACCGAUAGAAAUGGUGGUUGCAAUAAACUAAAGUGCCCUUUAAAUGAGGUGAUGUCAAAGACUAGAGCGUUUACUGCGUCACAGAACUCUAAAUAUUGAGACAAAUCUGCCACAUAAGUCACUUUACUCACUGAUCACUAACAUUACUGACCAAUGGGGCUGGAGGCAAUCUCAGCUGACAUGGAGUGAUGGCGGGGUACGCCCUGGACGGGUCGCCAGACUAUCACAGGGCUGACGCAUAAGAGUCAGCGCCCUGCAUGUCUUUGGACUUUUGGACUUAAUUUGCCAAAAUGAAACACUGAUGCUGAGUGUGCUCAUCAAGAGAGUCGCAACCAGUGAUGUAAUGUCAGCGUUAUCAGUGUAUUAUGGUCUGACCUUCCAGUUGUAAAUCUGUUUUUACAUCGCCUGUCACUUGAAUGUAAAGUUAUGUUAUUACACUGUGAUAUUCUCUUGUGAUUAAACAAUUUUAAAUCGGU